AUGGGCAACUGCACGGAGAGAUCUGCUCCGAGCCAAGAAGAAGAAGAAGAAGACAUGGAGCCAGGAAAGCAAGAUGGUGAUGGAAUUUCUGAAAAGGAAGGCAGCUGCAGGGUUAAGAUCUUGCUGACAAAGAAGGAGCUGGAAUGGCUGGUGCUCCGUUUGAAGGAGAAAGGGGAGCAGAGGCUGGAAGAUGUGUUGGAGGAGAUGGCCAGAGAGCUGGGGAGAGAGAGAGGUAAAGCUAAAGGGUGGAAGCCUACUCUAGAGAGCAUAGUGGAAAGCUCAGAGGUGCAGACACCUUAA
Messenger RNA from Musa acuminata AAA Group (dessert banana), 300 nucleotides. RefSeq lists its product as uncharacterized. Lineage: Eukaryota; Viridiplantae; Streptophyta; Magnoliopsida; Zingiberales; Musaceae. The transcript has a single exon. The record is from RefSeq and is a predicted model, not a curated record. The coding region runs from base 1 to 300 and encodes 99 amino acids.